Rhea pennata is the source of this 1721-nucleotide messenger RNA. RefSeq names its product vacuolar protein sorting 4 homolog A (gene VPS4A). Gene Ontology annotation, biological process: endosomal transport; vacuole organization. Lineage: Eukaryota; Metazoa; Chordata; Aves; Rheiformes; Rheidae. Gene Ontology annotation, molecular function: ATP binding; ATP hydrolysis activity. The transcript is spliced from 11 exons. The record is from RefSeq and is a predicted model, not a curated record. Bases 61 to 1374 code for a protein of 437 amino acids.
CGGGCCGGGCCGGCCGGGCCGCAGGAGCGCCGCGGGUCGCGGCCGCCACCGGGAGAUGCGAUGACAACGUCAAUCCUGCAGAAGGCCAUCGACCUGGUGACCAAGGCCACCGAGGAGGACAAGGCCAAGAACUACGAGGAGGCGCUGCGGCUCUACCAGCACGCCGUGGAGUACUUCCUGCACGCCAUCAAAUAUGAGGCUCACAGCGACAAGGCGAAGGAGAGCAUCCGGGCGAAGUGCGUGCAGUACCUGGACCGGGCGGAGAAGCUGAAGGAUUACCUGCGCAGCAAGGACAAGCAGGGCAAGAAGCCCGUCAAAGAGUCGCAGAAUGACAACAAAGGGAGCGACAGCGACAGCGAGGGCGAGAACCCCGAGAAGAAGAAGCUGCAGGAGCAGCUGAUGGGUGCCAUCAUGAUGGAGAAGCCCAACGUGCGGUGGAGCGACGUGGCCGGCCUGGAGGGAGCCAAGGAGGCCCUGAAGGAAGCCGUGAUCCUGCCCAUCAAGUUCCCGCACCUGUUCACCGGUAAGCGCACGCCCUGGCGAGGGAUUCUGCUCUUCGGGCCCCCUGGUACUGGGAAGUCCUACUUGGCCAAGGCCGUGGCCACCGAGGCCAACAACUCCACCUUCUUCUCCGUGUCGUCCUCUGACCUGAUGUCUAAGUGGCUGGGAGAGAGCGAGAAGCUGGUGAAGAACCUCUUUGAGCUGGCGAGGCAGCACAAGCCCUCCAUCAUCUUCAUCGACGAGGUGGACUCGCUGUGCGGCUCCCGCAACGAGAACGAGAGCGAGGCGGCGCGGCGCAUCAAGACGGAGUUCCUGGUGCAGAUGCAGGGCGUGGGCAACAGCAGCGACGGCAUCCUGGUGCUCGGCGCCACAAAUAUCCCCUGGGUGCUGGACUCGGCCAUCAGGAGAAGGUUUGAGAAGCGCAUUUACAUCCCGCUGCCCGAGGAGGCGGCCCGUGCCCAGAUGUUCAAGCUGCACCUGGGCAACACCCCACACUGCCUGACGGAGGCCAACAUCCACGAGCUGGCCCGGAAGACGGACGGCUACUCGGGGGCAGACAUCAGCAUUAUCGUGCGGGACGCCCUCAUGCAGCCCGUCCGCAAGGUGCAGUCGGCCACGCACUUCAAGAAGGUCCGAGGUCCCUCGCGCACAAACCCCAACGUGAUCGUAGACGACCUCCUGACACCCUGCUCGCCCGGAGACCCUGGCGCCACCGAGAUGACCUGGAUGGAGGUGCCCAGCGACAAGCUCAUGGAGCCCAUCGUCUGCAUGUCGGACAUGCUGCGCUCUCUGGCCACCACGCGCCCCACCGUCAACGCCGAGGACCUCCUGAAGGUGAAGAAAUUCACAGAGGACUUUGGCCAGGAAGGUUAAGGGCUCCGGCCGCGGGCCGGCGGGGGCAGCCGGCCGUGGCGCGGCAGCGUCCUCGCAGCACCCGGGCUGGCCCCCCCGUGCCAAAGGGGUUCGUGUUCAGCUGUCUACUAAACCCAUCUCACUUUCAGCACCUGGCUGGGCGGCAGGGGUGGGGGGCACUGUCCUGGCCGGGCUGAUGCUACUGGGGGGAGGGGGUGUGGUCCAAGCACAGCCUGGGCUGCUGGGUGCCCCCCACCCUGUCCCGGCUGCUCCCCACUCUUCUUCCUGCUCUUUUUUUAUUUUUUAAAUUAAUGCUGCUUUGGGGUCUGUCUUGUUUAUAUGAAAAUAAAAACAAUGCAAAAACUUCA